Molecule: messenger RNA, 2482 nt
Organism: Xenopus laevis (African clawed frog)
Lineage: Eukaryota; Metazoa; Chordata; Amphibia; Anura; Pipidae
Gene: ebf2.S
Product: EBF transcription factor 2 S homeolog
Exons: 16
Coding region: 131-1885 (584 amino acids)
Biological process (GO): regulation of DNA-templated transcription
Cellular component (GO): nucleus
Molecular function (GO): DNA-binding transcription factor activity; DNA binding
Source: RefSeq, a predicted model, not a curated record
CUUCAGUGCAAGCAGAGAGUUACAUGGUCCUGGCUCAGCCUGUUGUUGAGGAGCAGGUGGCACAGGAGGGGCACAGGGACUGUAUUUGGAGGCUAGUGGAACCUCCCCAGAAUUUGUGAGCCAGCGCUCAAUGUUUGGGGUCCAGGAGACUUUGGGAAGAGCAGGAACUGCCUUGAGAGACAAAGCGCUGGGAGUUGGAAUGGAUCCAAUCCGGUCCUGGGUUAGGAAUGUUGGAGUAGUGGAUGCCAAGGUGGCAGCUCAGAGUGGGGUGGCAGUGUCCCGGGCUCACUUUGAGAAGCAGCCUCCACCCAACCUGCGGAAAUCCAACUUCUUCCAUUUCGUGCUGGCCCUGUAUGACCGACAGGGGCAACCGAUAGAGAUUGAGCGCACGGCCUUUGUGGACUUUGUGGAGAAUGAAAAGGAGUUCAGCACAGAGAAAACCAAUAAUGGGACACACUACAAACUGCAGCUCCUGUACAGCAAUGGUGUUCGGACUGAGCAGGAUUUCUACGUAAGGCUUAUCGACUCUGUGACAAAGCAGCCAAUAGCUUAUGAAGGACAGAACAAGAACCCGGAGAUGUGCAGGGUGCUGCUUACACACGAGGUCAUGUGCAGUCGCUGCUGUGAAAAGAAGAGCUGCGGGAAUCGGAAUGAGACCCCAUCAGAUCCAGUCAUCAUUGACAGGUUCUUCCUUAAGUUCUUUCUGAAGUGUAACCAAAACUGUCUGAAGACUGCAGGGAAUCCCAGGGAUAUGAGACGGUUCCAGGUCGUCCUCUCCACCACAGUGAAUGUAGAUGGACAUGUACUAGCUGUGUCUGAUAACAUGUUCGUCCACAACAACUCCAAGCACGGGAGAAGGGCGAGGCGGCUGGACCCCAGCGAAGGUACUGACCCUAGUCUGGAGUACGCUACUCCGUGCAUCAAAGCCAUCAGUCCAAGUGAAGGCUGGACAACAGGAGGGGCCAUGGUUAUAAUCAUCGGGGACAAUUUCUUUGAUGGCCUACAAGUGGUGUUUGGGACAAUGCUGGUAUGGAGCGAGCUUAUCACCCCCCAUGCAAUUCGGGUACAGACACCUCCAAGGCACAUUCCCGGGGUGGUGGAGGUGACACUGUCAUACAAAUCCAAACAGUUCUGCAAAGGAGCUCCAGGGAGGUUUAUUUACACAGCUUUAAAUGAGCCUACAAUUGAUUAUGGAUUCCAGAGGCUGCAAAAAGUAGUUCCUAGACAUCCUGGAGACCCAGAACGGUUGGCAAAGGAAAUGCUAUUGAAACGGGCAGCAGAUCUGGUGGAGUCGUUAUACGGAGCCCCUCACAAUAAUCAGGACAUUAUUCUGAAGAGGGCAGCCGAUAUUGCGGAGGCUCUGUACAGUGUUCCUCGGAAUCACAACCAAAUUCCUACACUUUCCAGCUCACCUGUGCACAGUGGGAUGAUGGGAAUUAACUCGUAUGGGGGGCAGCUUGGCAUCAGCAUAUCAGAGUCACAGGCUAAUAGUCAGGGUUACAUCCGGAACACAAGCAGUAUCUCCCCACGAGGAUAUUCCAGCAGUUCCACCCCACAGCAGUCUAAUUACAGCACCCCCAGCAACAGCAUGAAUGGCUACAGCAAUGUCCCCAUGUCCAAUCUUGGAGUGCCUGGAUCCCCGGGAUUCAUCAACGGCUCCCCCACCACCUCCCCCUAUGGCAUAAUGCCCUCCAGCCCACCUGUGGGAUCAUCCGGAAGCUCAUCUAUUCUGCCUUUUUCCUCCACUGUCUUCCCGUCCAUUAAACAGAAGAGUGCCUUUGCCCCUGUCAUACGACCGCAGGGUUCCCCAUCGCCAGCCUGCUCCAGCUCCAACUCAAAUGGUUUCCGAGGUGAGGCCCUGAGAUGUAUGUUCCUUGUAGGAUAGACCUUGGAGAGCUGAAGCAAGCUAUGACAGGUUUGGUGGUGCCCCCCAUGUGAAAGAACUAUGGACUCAAUUUUUUUUCAGUGAGGUGCAACAGAAAAACGUCAAGUUGUGGCUAAAGUUGGACCUGCCGGCAAGGAGACUAAUAUUUGCUCCUGUCCUUGAAACGUCACCAGUCCUCGGUGAGGAGAAGACAACAUGGCAUGGAAUUCCAACAGAAUUUGGAGCAGACGGGAAACCUGUACAGAGCUGAGAGUUCAGCAGACGAUUCCAUGGAAUAUUUUGGAUAUUUUCUCUCCUUUGUAGGAAAAAAAGAAACAGUUUCUAUUUUCAGCCAACUUUUCUGAUACUGACUUUUACUUUUGUCCAACAAGAAGAAAAAAAAAAGUUUUUCAAUGGAAGCGAAACAGGGUACUGGCCAAGGGAGACUCUGCGUUCUUUAUCCGAGAGCAUAAUCCUCUUCCUUCGCUGUGAUGUGUCGACUUAAACACUUACAUUUUCUAAUGUUUUAAUUUGUUUUACAUUAUUUAAAUGAAUAUACUUGUAACUUAUUGUAUUUAGAGGUAGGAACAAAUUAACUAAAUAAAGAGAGAGAGAUGG